GCUGGCUCAUUCCUAUGAAGAUUUAGGGUGUUUCAAGCACUAUGAAAUGUUACUGGACAUUCAGAAUGUCUUUAAGGAGCCUCGUGGGGGUCUCUCUGGGCUUGCAAAGAAAAUACUAGGGGCUGGAUUGAACAAGACAAGACGAAACAGUAACUGGGAACAACGUCCGUUGACUCGGAAUCAGCUGGAAUAUGCUGCUCUUGAUGCUGCUGUGCUUAUUCCCAUAUUUUGUCAUGUUCGUAAUCGUUCUCAGACUGACGAUGUCGAGGGACAUGAAAAAAUCGAGUGGAAGUCCUACAUUGUUUCACAUAUGGAUAACCCCAAGAAGCCCAAAAGGCAAAGUGGAAGAGAUCAGAAAUUAGAAGCUGAUAGAAAGUUGCACUGAUGAUCCAGUUGGUAGCAUAGUAAUUAGUAUACUCCGCUGUAAAUAUAUCUUUUUAUUGGACGGUGAUGAACAAUGAUAUUUAUGUGAAUAUUUUUCACUCACUAGGAGCAAUGGAAAUGACUGGCCUGCUG
Messenger RNA from Morus notabilis, 516 nucleotides. RefSeq lists its product as uncharacterized. Bases 47 to 385 code for a protein of 112 amino acids. The record is from RefSeq and is a predicted model, not a curated record. Gene Ontology annotation, molecular function: nucleic acid binding; 3'-5' exonuclease activity. The transcript is spliced from 4 exons. Gene Ontology annotation, biological process: nucleobase-containing compound metabolic process. NCBI's taxonomy places the organism in Eukaryota, Viridiplantae, Streptophyta, Magnoliopsida, Rosales, Moraceae.